Messenger RNA from Hansenula anomala, 828 nucleotides. RefSeq names its product dolichyl-diphosphooligosaccharide-protein glycotransferase (gene SWP1). Gene Ontology annotation, biological process: protein N-linked glycosylation. NCBI's taxonomy places the organism in Eukaryota, Fungi, Ascomycota, Saccharomycetes, Phaffomycetales, Wickerhamomycetaceae. The transcript has a single exon. The record is from RefSeq and is a predicted model, not a curated record. Gene Ontology annotation, cellular component: oligosaccharyltransferase complex; membrane. Bases 1 to 828 code for a protein of 275 amino acids.
AUGAAGAUUCAAUUCUUGAUAUCGGUGAUCACAUUCUUUGCAUUGAGUGCAGCUUAUCAAAUUUCAGAAGGUAUCAUCAAAUCUAAUGGUCGUGAAUUAACAUUUUCUCAAGAUGAAGAAACAACAGUUCCAAUUGUAUUUAACGAUACAAAUUCAAAAUUGGAUAUUUUUUUCAAAAUAAUUGGUACAAAACAACCUGAUCAAGUAUUUAUUAAAAUCGUUAAUGAAGAUAAUGUUGAAACUUCUUUAAAACCAAUCAUCAAAUCCACAUCAGAAAAUGAUGUUUAUAAUGCUAAAACUUCAAUUAUUUUCACAAAAUUACCAUCAUUAUUCAAGAUUUCACCUUUAUUGAAAAUUAAACUUAUAAUUGCAGGUUUCCAAGAUUCUAAUCCAAUCUUCACUACAAUAAGUUCAAUUGAAUUAACUCAAGAUUUAAUUUCCAAAAAUUUACAAAAUUAUGAAAAACCUCAAAGAUUUGGUAAAUUACCUGAAAUACAUCAUAUUUUCCAAAAUCCUCCAACUUAUGUCAAUUCAGGAAUUGCCUUAAUCUUUAGUACAAUCUCAAUCAUUACACUAUUGGGAUUAAUCAGUGUUUGGAUUUCAUUAGGUUUAGUUAAUUUGAAAAAUUUCCCAACUGGUAACAUUUUCCAACAUUUCAUCUUCAUUGGAUUAAUUAUUAGUUAUGAAUUUGUGUUUUUCCAAUAUUAUUUAGGUUCAACUAUAUUCCAAACUAUUGCAAAAGUUGUUGUUUUAUUAGGUCCAACUGUUUUCUUUGGUUCAAAAGUUUUAAAUUAUGUUGGAUCUCUUAGAUUAGCUGGUAAACGUUAA